AUGGAACACGCGCGACCUCCCGUAGAAUUAGUGCUCGAAGGCGGCCCCGCUGCUCGAGCAGACUCAUGGCGCAAGUGGCGGAAACAAUUUGAGGUGUUUCUUAAAGCCUCCGGAGUGGCUAACGAGGAAAGUUCAGUGCAGGCUAGUUUACUGGUCAACCUCAUUGGGUCGGCGGGUUACGAAAUCUAUUCGACCUUCACGUACCUCAAGGACGAAACUGAAGACGAUAUUAAGUGUUUGUUGAAAAAGUUUGAUAAGUAUUUUGGGACAAAACCUAAUGUCACGUUAUCGCGGUUUAAGUUUUUUACACGAGGCCAAGAGGAAGGCGAAAAUAUAGAUCAAUAUGUUACUGCAUUAAAAUUGCUAAGUCAAUCUUGUGAGUUUGGUAAUCUAAAUGAAAGCUUAAUACGGGACAGAAUUGUCUGCGGUAUCAUAAGUAACAUUGUACGUGAUCGGCUACUUCGUACGGAUGAUUUAACAUUAGAAAAGGCGGUCCAGAUAUGUCAAGUGGCAGAAAUAUCGAAGGAGGAAAGUUCAUGCAUCGAGAAUAGUCCUGGCGGUAGUGAAAUGCGAGUUGAUGCUGUAAGGGAUGCAAGCGGUCGCAGCUACGGCGGUGUACGACGCAGCCGUGGAGGGUCGCACGGAGCGAGGCGCGGCGGGCGUGGUCGCGGACCGGUGUUCGGUGCCGGGUCGGCGGCUUCGCGAACACGCUGCUUGUCAUGUGGCAAUGGUUGGUGCUCCACCGACGACCGGUGUCCGGCGCGGGAUGCAUUGUGUUAUGUGUGUGAUAAAAAAGGGCAUUUCGCUAAAGUGUGUGUGCAUAAAUAUACAUUACGCGAUAAGGUUUUAAACUUGAAUGUGUGUGAGCCCGAAAACAUGUCAGAUGCCGAAAUGUUCUAUGUGGACAUGAUAUUAAGCCAGGAUAAAAAAUGUAAGUUACCUAAAGAAUGGAAUGUUAUUUUUCAAUGUAAUGGUAGACAAGUGCAAUUUAAACUAGAUACAGGUUCUAUGUUGAAUGUGAUUUCGAAAAAUUAUUAUUUAAACUUAGGCAUGUCGAUUCAUAACCUAAAAUAUUUUAACAAAUGUGUACAAUCUUUUACUGGUAAUAAUUUACCUAUUCUGGGCAUGUACGAAUUACCAUUUAUUUAUAAAAGUAAACAUUACAUUUUACCAUUUGUGGUAGCAGAUUUAAACUGUCAAAAUGUUCUGGGAUUGGAAGGCUGUGUCAUGUUAGGACUCGUAUCCCGUGUUGACGGUAUAAAUAUACAUAAAUAUUCUGAUCUCUUCGAAGGACUGGGUAAGUUACCUGGACAGUAUUCUAUUGUCGUAGAUAAAAAUGUACAGCCAGUGAUUUGCCCUACUAGGAAAAUACCACUGGGGAUGAAAGACAAACUCUUAGCAGAGUUACGUAGGAUGGAAAAAUUAGGCGUUAUCAGGAAAGUUACUCAUCCUACGGAAUGGGUUAACGCUAUUGUGCUAGUAGCAAAAAAGAAUGGUGAUAUUCGUGUGUGUUUGGACCCGAGACCGCUUAACCGCGCGGUGCGGCGCGCGCAUUACUCGCUGCCCACGGUGAGCGAGCUGGCAGCGCGGCUGCGCGGUGCUACGUAUUUCAGCUUGCUGGAUGCGCGCUCUGGUUUUUGGAUGGUUCAAAUUGAUCCUGCCAGCGCAGAUCUUUGUACAUUUGGAACACCGUUUGGUCGUUACCAGUUUCUAAGGCUACCGUAUGGAGUAAAUUGUGCUCCAGAAGUAUUUCAUGCAAAGUUAAGACAAUAUCUGGAAGAUUUGGAGGGUGUUGACUCUUUUAUUGAUGAUGUAAUAGUAUGGGGGAAUACUAAAGAACAACAUGACUUCAGGCUAAAAUGUUUACUGAAUAGGGCUAGAGAAAUUGGUAUAAAAUUUAAUAAGGAGAAAUGUAAGUUUGGAGUUCGAGAAAUUGUUUAUUUGGGUACAUAA
Messenger RNA from Parnassius mnemosyne (clouded apollo), 1953 nucleotides. The record is from the annotation of a GenBank genome assembly. Lineage: Eukaryota; Metazoa; Arthropoda; Insecta; Lepidoptera; Papilionidae.